Molecule: messenger RNA, 2142 nt
Organism: Etheostoma cragini (Arkansas darter)
Lineage: Eukaryota; Metazoa; Chordata; Actinopteri; Perciformes; Percidae
Product: sialoadhesin-like
Exons: 10
Coding region: 241-1749 (502 amino acids)
Source: RefSeq, a predicted model, not a curated record
AGACAACGUGUUUCGUUUUAUGUGCAUUUGGUGUGAUCUUGUCAAAUCAAAAACUGGCUGUGAUAAAGCUAACAUAAAAAUAACAGACGCAGUGUCAGAUGAGAAAAACAAUUUGAGCAAUUAUCACACAUGCAACGCCUCAUCAUGUGGUAUGUGAAGGCCGAAUGAGCAAAGGAAAUCCUGUGUUAACAUCUCUGCAUCUGAAACACUUGGUGUGAGGUCUCACCCCGAGAGGAUGAGAUGGACUCUCUCAAGUGGACUCUGUUUUUUGUGUUCCUUUGCUUUAAAGUUUCUCAAACUGAAGGCUCAUCUUGGACAAUUAAGUUGCCGUCCUCAGUAAAAGGUCUCCCUGGAUCCUGUGUGGUGAUCCCCUGCUCAUUCAACUACCCAGAACCAAGCAUGGGGGUCAAUGAAUUCACUGGGAUGUGGUACGAGGGGACACAUGAGUUAAUCUAUCACCCAGACAAGUCAAAACGGAAGCAGGAUUAUCGGAGUAGGACAGAGCUGCUGGGAAACAUCGGACAGAAGAACUGUUCACUGAAGAUUGAUCGCCUUCAACAAAGUGACCAAGGGCCAUUUUAUUUCAGGAUCGAAAUGGAAGGAUAUGAGAAGUAUUCUUACAAAGAUAACACAGUUUCCAUUACAAUGAGUGAACCAAAUCCCAUCCAGUUCUCCAUGAAAGAGAAGAUUGUGGAAGGUGAUAAGGUGUUUGCAUCCUGCUCAGUGUCUCAUUCCUGUCCCACCUCUCCUCCUGUCUUUACCUGGAGUCACAUUGGAGAUAUAGAUUUCCAAGCAGAGAGGCUUGACAAUGGCCAAUGGACAGCAAAAUCUACCCUGAACUUUCGAGCUACCAGCGCUGAUCACAACAAGUCUUUACAGUGCACUGUAACAUACGACGGAGGGCGGCAGGACAAGAAAUCAAGAGACCUCAAAGUAAAUUAUGCCCCAGUAAAUGUGACAGUUGAGCACAAGUCAAAUGUGAAGGAGGGAGAAGAUGUGCAGCUGCGAUGCUCCAGUGACGCUCACCCUCGUGCCAGCAGCUAUCAGUGGCAUAAUGAAACUGGUGCUCAGCUGCAUCAAGGAAACGUCUACAUGCUGCCAAACAUAUCUAGACACACAGGAGCUCUGUACUGUACUGUCAUCAAUACAGUAGGACGAGGCAAUUCAAACCCUGUGCAGCUCAAUGUGUUAUUUGCCCCUGAGAUCAAGACGGCUUCUUCCUGCUCCUCAGAGGAAGAUAUGGUAAAGUGUGUGUGCAUUGUGGAGUCCAAGCCUCCCAGCAUGGUCUAUUUUUUGCUUUCUGACAGAGUCUUGCCAAGCACCGAGGUAGAGAAACAUGGCUUUGUAACCAUUGGGACUCUGCAGGCAAAGUUUGAAUCUUCUGAACCCGUCUGUCUGGCAAACAACACCCUGGGCAAUGCCAACCUCACACUCCCUUUACCUAAAAAUAAGAUGCUGAAUCUUUAUAUUAUCAUCGCUUCUGGAGCAGGCGGGAUUUUGGUGAUGCUUUUAAUAAUAGCAAUAGUUGUUAAAAAUUGCAGGGGGAGGUCUAAGGAUGCACCAACACCUCGCAUGAGCUCACUGAAAACUGAAAACACUGAUAAAGAUGUGGUGCUCCCUCAGUAUGCCCCAACAAAAAGAAUAGAAAGGCCAUAUGAGGAUGUACAGUGCUUUGACACUUACGUCGAUGAUCAUGUGUAUGGCAACAUGGAGACAGACUGCGAUGAAGCAGUGUAUGCCAAUGUGUAACAUUGUUGAACUCGUUUGAGGAACAGCGCCAUCUGAUGUGGAUCAAGAAAGUGGUUCAGAAAAUGUCCUUUCUUCUGUAUAUAAGUGCUGUUUUACCCCUGUAAUUCCCUAUUAUUUUUGAAAAUAAUUCCCUGACUGCUUGUCCAAUCAACAGUAACAAAUGUGACUAAUGAAAAUUCACCAUUAAACUGCUGUCAUUUUCUUUUUACAUGCAUGUUUGAUAACAUUUUUAUUUUCAGUCAAAUCACUGUAUCAGUCACCUAAUAACCUCUUGCACAAGGCACACCUUUUAAAUGUCCUCUUUAGCUGUAUCUGCAUUGUAUGUAUAAAAAACCAUGCACUCUCACAGAUUGUCUUCAUUCAUUAAUCAACUAAACAAACUGAUAAAGUAAA